This is a messenger RNA of Neltuma alba, 467 nucleotides long. Its product is annotated as MYB-like transcription factor ETC3. The transcript has 3 exons. The record is from RefSeq and is a predicted model, not a curated record. Gene Ontology annotation, biological process: regulation of DNA-templated transcription; cell differentiation. Lineage: Eukaryota; Viridiplantae; Streptophyta; Magnoliopsida; Fabales; Fabaceae. Gene Ontology annotation, cellular component: nucleus. Gene Ontology annotation, molecular function: transcription cis-regulatory region binding. The coding region runs from base 74 to 316 and encodes 80 amino acids.
CUUCAUUUUUCUGAACUAUCUGGUUACCAAAUCACCGUCAACUUUCUGAUAUUUGAAGAGCUUCUUGUGAUCGAUGGAGGUGAAGAACAUGAGCAGCUCAAACCAUACAGGCGAAAUUGCCAAUGGCCGUAUUGGCAAAGAGACAAGAGCUGAGGAGGACGCUCAUCAGCAGCGGGGAUUCUCAGAAGAUGAGGAAGAACUCGUUGCUAGAAUGUUCAGAUUGGUUGGCAAAAGGUGGUCUUUGAUUGCUGGGAGAAUUCCUGGAAGAACUGCGCAAGAGAUAGAGAAAUACUGGAAUUCAAAGUGCCCUUCAUGAACUGCUUAAUGUCUUAUAAAUAAUUAAGUGCCUUGUAAUUUAAUUUUACUUCUUAAGUUAGUUGGGCGUAGUAUCUAAUAUCUAUAUCUAUAUCUACUCAAAAUUAUUACAAUGAAUAAUGAAUAUAUAGAUUUUAGUUGCGCUUUACAUA